CCCUGGCCACAGCAGCAGCGCGAAACUUGCUUUCUUCCGAGCUAGAUUCGCCUCAAGUGUCCGGCUCGAGUGGCCCUCGACUUCUUUUGCACGGAUCGUGUGCCGACCCCUCUUAGCACAUACCAGUGUCUUUACAAUUACAAUGUUGACUUAGACAGUGCAUCAAAAACAGUUUUUUGUCCUAACAAAAUCGAGAACUUUCAUCGCUUUUCAUUUGGAUUGUAUUUUUAUUUGCGAAAGAAAGAAGAUCAUGCCGGAAGGUUUCCUGAGGUCACUGCACCGGCGCUCCGUCAGGGCCAGGCAGGUCCUGCUCGGCCAGGGCAGACGCAAAACCAAACGUCAGAGCUCAGACACGUGUUUGACUUCGGAAAACAAAGAGCCGCUGGUGCAGACGAUCGUGUCUCCGGAGGCGCCACGUCCUAAAUUGGAUCCAAACAGCCCGAAAAACAAUUUGCCGACGUCGCCUCUGCUCAUUCGUCGCAGCUUCAAAAAGGCUCAAAACGAACCGAUCGCCGUCGAAAAACUCAUCCUGAUGCAGGAUUUGAUCAAGCAGCAGGAGCACAAGCGCGGCGCCGAGCGCGGCGUCGACACGCUGAUGACUCCGAGCGACCCGAAAAAACAGUGCGUCGUCGCCAGCAACAACAAGACGGUGCGCGUCGCCGCCACGCCGACGCCCAAAGUCGUUCAACGGAGCAACUCAAUGAGCGCCAAAGAGACGCCAGUCAAGACCGAGGGCCUCGCCACCAGCUUUCUCAGACGGUCGUUCAGGCGACGCUCUGUUAUGCACUUCAGCACGCCGAAGCCACGCAGGAAAAGUGAGUCGGGCACGCCAGACAAAACAACAGACGUUUCGAUGAAAGAAAGCAGUCAGUACGCGCCGUGCCUGUUGUCAGGGGUCGUGACCAAAGUGUCCAGCUCGGCGCUGAACCGCGACGGACGCAGCAAGAAAUUCUUGGCGGCGCUGGACGAUGGUCGGCUUUUCUACUUCCCGACCAAGCACGACUACCUGAGCGGAACGCGCGGAAAGGAAAUUCCGCUGCGAUGCGCGGCCGUCCGAGUGCCCCGCGACCCCAAACGAGCGCACCCCCACGUCCCCCCUUCCGCAACUGUGACUCUGACGCCACUGAGGGACAGUUGGUACGCCAAAGACGAGAUUGCGCUCACCAAGUAUAAUGAGAGGACGGGCGAGGUCGUCGACAGUCCAAGAACUACAAAUGCACCUAGUGGAUCAGUAGAAGGUGCUUUUCCAUUGGAAAUCGUUUCGUUUGAUGGCAGGUGCUGGCGUUUCGAGGUGGCCAGCAAAUCUGACCGCGACAAUUGGUUUUCCACCAUCGAGAAGCAAAUCAUGCGUGAGCUUCAGGUGGACGGCGGCAAUCCAACGAAUUCGCCCGGCACGGCCGACCUGAGUGUGGCUCAGGUGGCAGGUGAAAACGCCCUUGUGCUCAGGACGCUGCCUGGAAACGAGGUUUGCGCCGAUUGCGGCGAAAAAGACCCAGCAUGGGCAAGUCUGAACCUGGGCGUCCUCACAUGCAUCACUUGUUCCGGGGCGCACCGAGGACUCGGUUCGCAUGUGUCAAGAAUCCGAUCUCUGGAGCUGGACCAUUGGACGCAAGGCCAGAUUGCAGCGAUGCAGCUGAUUGGCAACAAAUUGGCAAACACAAUUUGGGAAGCUGACCUGGGAAGUCGCUCGAAGCCCCGACCCGAGUCAAGCAACGAGGAGAAGCGCAGCUGGGUGCGCGCCAAGUACGGCGACAAAGACUUUUUGCGGGUGCCCGAGCACCCGACCAUUCCAGCUUUGCGAGUGGCGGUGCACGAACGGGACGUGCGGACGGUGCUGUCCAUUGUUGUGAGCUGCCCGGAAGUGAGUCUGUCCAUCCUGCUGCACGCGGCGCGCGAAAACCACUUUGCCGAACUGGUGCAAUUCUUGCUGUGGAACGGCGCCAAGCAGGAGGUCGACAUUUCUAGUCUGGUGCUCCUCAUGAAGACCUGCGGCUGCUCCAAUCUCAUUUGAAUCAUAUAUUCACUCCGACCUUAAUUAAUUCAUUACUUUAAGGCCAGUUAAUUAUUAAUUUUUAUUUUUAGAGAAUUGGAGAGGUUGAAUCUGUUUCUGAAAAAAUAUUCAAGAUGAUUACUCUUUUAAUUCUGCUCUUCGGCACAAACUUUGUGAUAAUUAUUUAAUGCUUUUAUUCUAAGAAAGCUCUUAUUAUAUAUUAGUAUCAUGAUGAUUUUCUUCUGUCUCUGUUUGAAAUUUGUUUUUCUUUUGUACAUAUUUUUUUCCCAAACGCAAUUUGUAAUAUUUAGCCUAGAAAACCAAAGCCAGGUUUUAAGAUUUAAAGAUUUGCUAUUGAAAUUGGUUUUGUUUGUGAGGAACAGAUAAGAGUGUAUAGAGAUAGACGCAUUAAAAUAUUCAACCUAAAGGAAAGGAACC
This is a messenger RNA of Neocloeon triangulifer, 2428 nucleotides long. RefSeq names its product centaurin-gamma-1A-like. Gene Ontology annotation, molecular function: GTPase activator activity. The transcript has 12 exons. The coding region runs from base 251 to 2011 and encodes 586 amino acids. NCBI's taxonomy places the organism in Eukaryota, Metazoa, Arthropoda, Insecta, Ephemeroptera, Baetidae. The record is from RefSeq and is a predicted model, not a curated record.